AUGAGUCAGACCCCCAACAUCACCGCCCCAUCGUCAGGUGGAGCAGGAGGUGCCAGUAGUGCCAGCAGUGGUGGCGGUGGCGGAGGUGGUGCUGGCGGUGGUAGCGGUGGUGGUAGCGUCAUGUGGGUGACCCCUCUGCUGGGCGCCACCCUGCUCAGCAUGUGCGUGCUGGGCAUGGCGGGCAACAUCUACACGCUGCUGGUGAUGCGCUCGGCCGUGCUGCGCCGCGCCGGCUCCAUGUACGUCUUCAUCCUCAACCUGGCCAUGGCCGACCUGCUGUACCUGGGCACCAUCCCCUUCGUGGUCUGCACCUACUUCGCCCACAACUGGUUCUUCGGCGAGACGGGCUGCCGCGUGCUCCUCAGCCUGGACCUGCUGACCAUGCACGCCAGCGUCUUCGUGCUGGUGGCCAUGAGCCUGGAGCGCUACCGGGCCGUGGCCACGCCGUUCCGGGCCCGCCGGUCCUCCAGCGCCCGCGCCCACUGGGUCAUGGCGCUGGGCAUCUGGCUGACGGCCUUCACGCUCACGCUGCCCAUGAUGGUGAUGAUCCGGCUGCGCGAGGGGCGCGUCAGCUCGGCCGGCCUGGUCAAGAGGAUCUGCUUCCCCACGUGGACCCCCGAGGCCUUCCGCGCCUACCUGACCGUGCUGUUCUUCACCAGCAUGCUGGUGCCGGGGCUGGUGAUGGUGGGGCUGUACGCGGGGCUGGCCCGGCGCUACUGGGCCGCCCAGGCCAACCUAGCCCGCCGGGGGGGCGGCGGGUCCGGUCAGCCGCGUCCCGUCUCGUCCUCGUCCUCCCGGAGGCGGCGGCGGAGCCUCAAGCACAAGGUGGUGGCCAUGAUCUUCAGCAUCGUGGUGGCGUACUGGGCCUGCUUCCUGCCCUUCUGGGGCUGGCAGCUGGCCAAGCUCUUCUCGCCCGAGUCGCUGCGCGCCCUCUCGCCGGCCGCGCACACCUACGUCAACUUCUUCGUCACCUGCCUGACGUACGGCAACAGCUGCGUCAACCCGCUGCUCUACACGCUGCUCACGCGCAACUACAAGGACUACCUGGCGCAGCGCAGCCAGUCGGGGGCGUCCAGUCGCACCGAGGCGCCCUCAGCCGCGGCCCCUGCCGCCACUGCCGCUGUGGAACUCCAGGAUUCAUAAGCGGCUCAAAUUUGAUUUGUAAGGACAUUUGGAACUUUUAUGAAUUAUAAUAUUAAUCGUUUGUUUGUUUCUUACAUCAACUUCUUCGUUACCUACAAGGACUGUUUGGCGCGACGCAGCCAGUCGAGGGCAUCAAGUCGCGCAGAGGACUUCUCAGCCGCGACGCCAGCUGUGUGGACAUCCAAGAUUCAUAAGGUGGAUUCUGCUGCUCAAAUGUGGCUUAUAAGGACGUUUGGGAUUUUUCUGACCUAUAAUAUUAAUCAUUUAUUUCUU
Messenger RNA from Engraulis encrasicolus (European anchovy), 1416 nucleotides. It is a transcript of the gene uts2r4, whose product is annotated as urotensin-2 receptor 4. Bases 1 to 1143 code for a protein of 380 amino acids. Gene Ontology annotation, cellular component: plasma membrane. The transcript has a single exon. NCBI's taxonomy places the organism in Eukaryota, Metazoa, Chordata, Actinopteri, Clupeiformes, Engraulidae. The record is from RefSeq and is a predicted model, not a curated record. Gene Ontology annotation, molecular function: urotensin II receptor activity. Gene Ontology annotation, biological process: neuropeptide signaling pathway; blood vessel diameter maintenance; regulation of blood pressure.